UCUGUCACCAUGUCCAAACGUUUCUUAGUGAAAAUAUUUUGAUCAUUGGGAGAUUUGGUUUAUUCAUUUUCUGAAGUAGUGCUCUGCAAUUGCUGUGUGAGAGAAUGAAUGAGGACAUCUGUGUAUUAAAUUGCCUUCUCUUAAUCAUAAUUUGUACAUGCCUCCUUUUCAUUGGCCAACCUUUACAUUCUGCUCCCAUAACUUAUUUGUAUGCUAGCUGCACAUAACUAUUGCCUGUGUGUGUGAUUUUGUUGUUUAAAUAUAUGCUAAUUUAAUUGACUGGUUGAUUUGUUUCCUUCCCUUAGGAAUGUGCGGGCCACCUGGACCUCAGCAAGCUGAUUUCGAUCUCAAUGGAUGGUCCAAAUGUGGACAAGAUCCUCAGGGCCUUGCACACAUUGUUGCAUAAUGUUCCCGCAAGACGAGAGGACUACGAGAAGACCACCAGGUCUACCCGCUUCCCGUUGGCAUGGUGUGGGCACCGAUGGCUGGUAAACCUGCCUGUCGUGAUACGAGCGUUGGAUAUCUGGUCAUCUAUGCUGGUGUACACCAAUGCUGUGAGGAGAAAGGAGCUUCCAAAUCCUGGCACUGGGAGCUUUGCUGUAAUCGAAGAAGCCCAGAAAGAUCCCCUGACUCUACCUAAGCUGCAGUUUUUCAGGAGCAUCGCCCAGCUAUUUGAUCCGUUUUUAAGGAAGUACCAGACUGAGGAGCCGGUGAUGCCUUACCUAGGCAAAGAUCUGGCAGAGUUGAUCAAGAGUCUGAUGCGUCGUUUCGUGAAACGAGAGGUUCUGCAGGACAUCACCACAGCCCAGCUUACCAAACUGGACAUAGGUGACAAGAAUAUCUUGAUGCCGGUGCACUGUGUUGAUAUUGGCUUGGGUGCUGAGGAGGCCCUCAAGAACAGCAAAAGUUCAGACCUCAGGAUUCUUGAAUUUAAAAGGGACUGCAUGCAAGGACUCUCAAGCAUGGUGAAGAAAGUACAGGAGAAGAGUCCUCUUAAGUACAGUACCGUUAGGCAGAUGGAUUGUCUAGACCCCACAGUGAUGAGCAGUGAUCCAGACGGCUGCAAGGCAAAGAUGAAGGGACUUGUGCAGACAUUUCUGCUCAACAGGCAGCUGGCAGGAGGAGUUUGUGCUGGGGACACCAUUCUCCAACAGUUCGAUGCUGCGUUGUCUGUGGAGUGCAGGCAUGAAGAUUUCAUCUCCUUCAAGCCAAUGCAAAAGAGGCUAGAUGUCUUCCUUCAUGGCUUCAUCGGCAAGGCAUACCCAGAUCUUUGGGCGUUUUGCAAGACCCUUUUACUGCUUUCUCAUGGUCAGGCGUCUGUAGAGAGAGGCUUCUCAGUGAACAAAGAGAUCGAGACGGAGAAUAUGCAAGAAGAAACAUUGGUUGCACACAGGCUUGUUUACGACUACGUUGCAAUACAUGGGGGCGUUACCAAGGUUCCACUUACACCUGACCUAAUGAAAUCUGUCAUGGCUGCCAGGUCACGGUACCGUGUGCAUUUGGACGAACAGAGGAAGAAGAAGGAGACAGAGACACAAGGGAAAAAAAGGGCACACGCGGAGGAGCAGUUACAAGACCUGAAAGUCAAGAGGGACAGUCUACAUAAAGUUAAUGAGAGCCUGGGCAAAGAGGCAGAUGAGUUGGCAGAGCAAGCAGAGGGCAAGGCUGGGAGCAAAAUGGCACAUCUGAUUUCAAAAUCAAAUGCUCUGAGGAGGGCUGCCAAAGACAAGCUCUCCCAGUUUAAGGUUCUGGGGGAUGAAAUUGCCACCAAAAGUGCAGAGCUUAAAAGCAUGUAAAUAAUGUAAAUAAUAUGUUUGUUUCAUUGACAAUAAAUGUAAAUUGACGGCAA
This is a messenger RNA of Eleginops maclovinus (Patagonian blennie), 1849 nucleotides long. RefSeq lists its product as uncharacterized. The record is from RefSeq and is a predicted model, not a curated record. The transcript has 5 exons. NCBI's taxonomy places the organism in Eukaryota, Metazoa, Chordata, Actinopteri, Perciformes, Eleginopidae. Bases 351 to 1796 code for a protein of 481 amino acids.